UCACAUUUGAAUUACUUGUGGUUGAAUCAAAGUCAGUAAUUUAAUUAUGGUCUACUUGAAAACUACAUUAAUCACUACGGUGUUGGCUUUUUUAAUUGUCAAGAGUUCUGCUGAAGAAGCGGAAAAAGUAAAAAUUAAAGUUACUUGUACGUUACCAAAUGUAACAGUAAAAUAUACUCCGGACUCAAAUUUAUCUGGUAAAUUUUAUUUCGAAAAGAGCACAAACCCAGAAUGUGCGAAAGAAUUUUCAAAUGGAACGGAAGAAGUUUUAAUAACUGAUUUCAAAACUUGUGUGACAGAUGAAAGUAAAAACUUUAGUAUUAUUGUAGAAUAUGUUGAUGAAUCCAACGUAACUAAAAGAUCACGUGGAAAUGGUACCUGUCAGUUGAAACGAAUUGAAAAUCUGGUCUUUCAUAAAGGCUUGAUAAUAAAAGCAUCGGUUACUGAAGAUAACCAGACGGUAAUUGAAGAAGAGAUUGAAAUGAUUCCUAUUGAAGUGACAAGUGAGUCAGGGCUGCAGGGAGAUUUGAAAAUAAUCGGCACUGAAGAGAAAGAAGUUGAAGAAGUUUCCAUGGGAGAAAAAGUUAAAUUAGAAAUUUCGAUAUCAGGAGCUCCGGAAGCAUUGGCUGAGUAUAAGAAAAUGAUUGUCGAAUCGUGUGUCAUUAGUUCAGCUUCAAAUGAUUCUGCGAAAAUUGAAAUUAAUUACGGAUGUGACUCGACUUCUGCUGAUAUUCCAAAGUGGACUCAGGAAAAUAACAAAUUUAUGUCUGAGUACACAGCGAAGCCGUUUGGUGAUGACAGAAAUAUUACUAUUGAUUGCUCAAUAAAAGCUUGCAUUGAUCCAGAAGACUGUCCAGAACCUGAAUGUCCCAAAGCUGAGACACGAAAACGUCGAGAUGUGAAUGAUGAUCUACUUAUCGAUGAUUAUUAUCUAGAUGACAGUAAAUUUGAAAAAAUUAACGUUAAUUCAGUAGCUUUAAAAAUUUCUGGAAAUUUAAAAAAAUAAUUACAUUAAUUACGGGAAUGAAUAUCAUUAAUAUUAUUAAGACAUUAAAUAUUUCAGUACAUUGUAUUGAAUAAAAAUAAAUAUUUACUUAUAACAUAAA
Messenger RNA from Microplitis demolitor, 1106 nucleotides. RefSeq lists its product as uncharacterized. The transcript has 3 exons. Lineage: Eukaryota; Metazoa; Arthropoda; Insecta; Hymenoptera; Braconidae. The coding region runs from base 47 to 1006 and encodes 319 amino acids. The record is from RefSeq and is a predicted model, not a curated record.